Messenger RNA from Aureobasidium pullulans EXF-150, 1650 nucleotides. RefSeq lists its product as uncharacterized. The record is from RefSeq and is a predicted model, not a curated record. The transcript has a single exon. The coding region runs from base 347 to 1561 and encodes 404 amino acids. NCBI's taxonomy places the organism in Eukaryota, Fungi, Ascomycota, Dothideomycetes, Dothideales, Saccotheciaceae.
CAUCAGUCCUUGUUAAAGACAGCAUCCCGCCUUCCUACCCUCAACAUAUCAUUUCGGCAUACAAACGAUCGGCAGUUGAAACGUCUUUCUAUCGACUGCCUUCUCGAACUUUUUUUCUCCAUUUCUCCACUGGAGAAUCUAAGUCAGACCUGCCUCGAGUUCAAUAGUGAGCACGCAUUGGGAUCGAUCUUACCUGCCACUGGCUUGCCCCUGACAAGGUCAUAUGGUAGACGGCAACCUACUUGCGUGGCUUUUCGAAAAGAUGUAAGUAUUAAAGACCACCCUCUACGUCCUGUGUUCUCUUUGCAUCCCAUCCCAUCCCAUCUCUUCUAUCCUUCUAUUCAGAAUGCGAACCGCUGUUGCUGCCUUCCCCUUCUUCUCUUUGGCACUCGGUGCUGUUAAUUGGAGUGCCUUCGAGUCAUGUGUGACCGAGAGUGGCACUGCGUCUGUCAAAAGCGUGUCGACGUCCAUGUCCACCACGACGGUUCAACAGCCUGAUGUCGUUGUCAAGCAUACUUUCCAUCCCCAACAUCUCGUGACGCUUCGACCUUUCACGAAGACAUGGACUCGUACAUUCCAGGAAACGGAUACCGCUGUUUCCACCAUCACCGUUCACUUGACACACACUGAGCUGGUGCCAACCUCGACCAUCGUAAACACCUACACUCAGACCCAUGUGUCGAACAUCUACACCACUGUUCCCGCACCUGCUGGCUUCCUGCCCGUUUCAAACACUACAAACUCUGGGUACCCCAAGGCUCAGUCUCUCAGCAGCUCUUCCAUUGUCGUGUCUUCGGCAGCAUCCAGCACUGUAUCUUCCAAGUCGAGCGCUGCUCCCUCUUUCACCGGCACUGCUGCUGCCGGGUUCAACUCAACUGGUUCGGCCUCUGGCGGCAGCUUGAGUGGCUCUGCUAGUGUGGAUGGUUCUGCAGACCUCGAUGCAAGAGGUCUCAGGAAUAUCAAGCAGUUUGCACAUGCUGUUCACUGCUUGAAGAGUGUUCUCGUCCAGAAGACUGUUGACACCACUAUCACCGGAACCACACAGACAAGCACUCUUGCACAACCUACAUCCACAAUCACUGUCAGCACCACAAGCACCACCAUGGUUCAGCCAAAGUUCGGCCGUGGCAAGACUGUCUACACCACAGCCUGGACGACUGUCACCAAGAACUACAAUGCAUACUCGAACAAAGUCGUGACUGCUGAGGUUACAUCGACCGUCAAGGCCUAUGCUGCAUGCCAGACCAACAAUGUGCUCAGCUCAGUCACUUCCAUCUCUGGCAAGGCAAAGUACAAAACCACCGUCGCAGGCUCUGCCCAGCAAUGUUGCGAACAAUGCCAGCAGUCGAGCAACUGUGUCGGAUCUGCCUACCAAGCCCUGCUUCCUCUCGGCGGCCGCUGUUUGAUCUACAUUGCUGACACCUGCCCGGCUCAAAGUGCAAACUCUCUGCAAUACACUCCUUCCAAGCUGUCUUUCGGAAGCUUCACCGUCAGCAAUGGUGUUUGUGGCUACAUGUUCUCUGCCGGUGGCCAGGUUGCCGCUCAUGGCCACGGCUGGUAGUCGAUGAUCUAAAUGAACAUUCCAUAGACCAAGAUUGCCGAGAUACGAAGUCCAUCUACAUAAUAAUUUAUAAUAUAUUCUUAUCGCGA